Molecule: messenger RNA, 3504 nt
Organism: Pseudopodoces humilis (Tibetan ground-tit)
Lineage: Eukaryota; Metazoa; Chordata; Aves; Passeriformes; Paridae
Source: RefSeq, a predicted model, not a curated record
AUGUCCCCGUUCUUGGACAGCAUCGCCACCAUCGUCGGCGUCUUCCAGCAGCACGCCCGGGGAGACGGGGACGGCUCCGGGCUCAGCCGCAGGAGGAUGAGGGAGCUGAUCCAGAGGGAAUUCGCGGAUUCCCUCGUGAAGCCACACGACCCUCAGACCAUCGAGAAGAUCCUGCAGUUCCUGGAGUGGGAUGGGGACGGGGACAUCGACUUCAACGAGUUCCUCCUCUUGGUGUUCCGGGUGGCCAAGUGCUGCUUCUGGUUCCAGCCCAGGGCCCCGUUCCUGGUGCAGAGGACGAAGCUCCCGAGCGGCGGAAAAUCCCUCCGGGAGCCGGAAUUCAGGAGCAGAGGGAGCCGCCGGCAGCUCCAGGAGGAGGAGGAGGACCGCCAAACCCGGGAGAGGAACCCUGAAGUCGAGCUGCAGCCAGACCUCAGGCUCGGGGAGGUGGAAAUCUCGGAGGGAAGGAGGAGGGAGCAGCAGGAACGUCGCGGGGAGGACGCGGAAGCGAGCGGGGAGCCGGGAACGACGAUCCGGGAGAGGUUCCAGGAGGAAGAACCGGCAGACGAGGAGCAGGAGAGGGAAGAAAGAGAUGAUCCCAGAAGAAAAGGGAGAACGAGAGAGAGGAGAGAGGAUCAGGAACGGGAGCUGGAGAUCUCUGAGCGCCGCACUCGGGACAGGGAGGAACGAGAGGCUGUGAUCGACCGGAGAGAGCCACGGGAGAGACGAGAGCGGGAAAUUCGUGAGGCUGAAGAAGAUGCAAGGAGAGAACAAAGAAUUUAUGAAAGGAGAAGAGAAACCUCAGUGGCAGAGGCUGAAGUCAAAGUGCGCCAUGAGAUCAGAGAGCGAGGGGAGGAACUGAGAAGAAGAGAACGAGCCUGUGAUGUCUCCUGUGAGGAGGAAGAAGAAAGAAGAAUUUGCCCCAGAAGGGAGAGGGAAGAGCCCCUGAGGGAGAGGAGAAGUGAUCGGCAGCGGGAGCUGGAGAUCUCUGAGCGCCGCACUCGGGACAGGGAGGAACGAGAGGCUGUGAUCGACCGGAGAGAGCCACGGGAGAGACGAGAGCGGGAAAUUCGUGAGGCUGAAGAAGAUGGGAGGAGAGAAGGAGGAAUUUAUGAAAGGAGAAGAGAAACCUCAGUGGCACAGGCUGAAGUCAAAGUGCGCCAUGAGAUCAGAGAGCGAGGGGAGGAACUGAGAAGAAGAGAACGAGCCUGUGAUGUCUCCUGUGAGGAGGAAGAAGAAAGAAGAAUUUGCCCCAGAAGGGAGAGAGAAGAGAUCGUGAGGGAGAGGAGAAUCAACCGUGAACGAGAGCUGGGGCUGGAGAUCUCUGAGCGCCGCACUCGGGACAGGGAGGAACGAGAGGCUGUGAUCGACCGGAGAGAGCCACAGGAGAGACAAGAGCGGGAAAUUCGUGAGGCUGAAGAAGAUGGAAGGAGAGAACAAAGAGAAACUCUGAGGUACGAGAGGGACAGAGAGACCUCAGUGGCAGAAGCCGAAGUCAAAGUGCGCCGUGAGAUCCGGGAACCACGAGAGGAGCUGAGAAGAAGAGAACGAGCCUGUGAGGAGGAAGAAGCAGCAGGAGAAGAAGCAGAGAGAAUUCCCCGGGUGAGAGAGAGGGAAGGGGCUGUGAGGGAGAGGAGAAUCCAUCGGGAACGGGAGCUGGAGAUCUCUGAGCGCCGCACUCGGGACAGGGGGGCAGAAGCCAUUGAGAGAAACCGGAGAGAACCACGGGAGAGACGAGAGCGGGAAAUUCGUGAGGCUGAAGAAGAUGCAAGCAGAGAACGAGGAAUUUAUGAAAGGAGAAGAGAGACCUCAGUAGCUGCAGCAGAAGCCGAAGUCAAAGUGCGCCGUGAGAUCCGGGAACCACGAGAGGAGCUGAGAAGAAGAGAACGAGCCUGUGAGGAGGAAGAAGCAGCAGGAGAAGAAGCAGAGAGAAUUCCCCGGGUGAGGGAGAGGGAAGGGGCUGUGAGGGAGAGGAGAAUCCAUCGGGAACGGGAGCUGGAGAUCUCUGAGCGCCGCACUCGGGACAGGGGGGCAGAAGCCAUUGAGAGAAACCGGAGAGAACCACGGGAGAGACGAGAGCGGGAAAUUCGUGAGGCUGAAGAAGAUGCAAGCAGAGAACGAGGAAUUUAUGAAAGGAGAAGAGAGACCUCAGUGGCUGCAGCAGAAGCCGAAGUCAAAGUGCGCCGUGAGAUCCGGGAACCACGAGAGGAGCUGAGAAGAAGAGAACGAGCCUGUGAGGAGGAAGAAGAAGAAGCAGAAGCAGAGAGAAUUCCCCGGGUGAGAGAGAGGGAAGGGGCUGUGAGGGAGAGGAGAAUCCAUCGGGAACGGGAGCUGGAGAUCUCUGAGCGCCGCACUCGGGACAGGGGGGCAGAAGUGCCCAGCAGGGAGCGGAGAGAGGCUGGCCAGGAGAUCCGGAGAGAACAAAGAGAAACUCUGAGGUACGAGAGGGACAGAGAGACCUCAGUGGCAGAAGCCGAAGUCAAAGUGCGCCGUGAGAUCCGGGAACCACGAGAGGAGCUGAGAAGAAGAGAACGAGCCUGUGAGGAGGAAGAAGAAGAAGCAGAAGCAGAGAGAAUUCCCCGGGUGAGAGAGAGGGAAGGGGCUGUGAGGGAGAGGAGAAUCCAUCGGGAACGGGAGCUGGAGAUCUCUGAGCGCCGCACUCGGGACAGGGGGGCAGAAGUGCCCAGCAGGGAGCGGAGAGAGGCUGGCCAGGAGAUCCGGCUGGAGGUCCUGGAGGAAGAGGAGGAGGAGGAGGAGCUGGAGCGGGGAUCGUGGCGGUACCAGACCCUGGAUGUGGAUACCGGCAAUCUCUGUCCCCCGGGACGGGAGGCGCCCGUCAGUGACCUCAGGCUCCGGUACCGCCCCGCUGACCCCGAGGUCCGGCCCGAGGUCCGGCUGCUCCCCGAGGCCCCGGAGCCUUCGACCAUCGCCUACCUGGUGCAUGUGAUCCAGAACCGGGGUGAGCCCAAAGCCGCCACCUACGAGAUCGUGUGCCACCAGCCCGGCCACCCCUGCUCCGUGUCCCCGAGCCACCGCCCCGAGCCGCAGCCCAGGGCCACCAAAUCCCAGGAGAAGCCCGAGGAUGUGGAUGAGCCCCGGGAAAGAUCCGGGGGGGAGGUGAAGGAUGGAGCCCGGGCGGAGGCGGUGAAGUCCCAGGAGAUCCGGAGGCGCCCCGAGGUCGCCGAGGUGCAGCAGGAGCAGCCCCGGGGUGAGGGGUCCCAGAAGGUCCCGAGGGAGCCCCGGAGAGAGCGAGAGGACAGCGAGGCCAAGGGCUCUGCCCCGGCUCCCGAGGCUCGGGAAUGUCGGGAUCCGGAGCGCAGAGAUCCCGGGGAGACCCGCGGAGAGGGAAUCCAGGAGGAUGAGGAGGCUCCUGAGGAGGAAUCCAGCAAGAGGAGCGGCCGGGAAUCCGGCAAUUCCCAGGUUUCUCGGGAAGGUGGCACCAAGCAGGGCCAGGAGCCCUCGCAGGAGGCCCCGAGCCGCCCCAGGGAUGAAUCCAAGACAUCCUGA